CACACAUUUCAUCAUCUCUUUCUCUGAUUCUCUUCUUAUUCGAAGACCACCAAUUUAGCAAGCUCAGUUUUAGUUUUUCAAAUGGCAAUAUUCCAUAGGUUUCUGGGGCUCUUGAUUUUGAUGGCUCCUAUGUUGUUGCUUCAUGUUGUGGCUAGGCAAUUUGAUGUUGGUGGCAAAGAUGGGUGGGUGCUGAAGCCUACCGAAGACUACGAUCACUGGGCUCAAAGAAACAGAUUUCAAGUCAAUGACACUCUUCAUUUCAAGUACAAUAAAGGGAUUGAUUCGGUUGUGGUGGUGAAGAAGGAGGACUUUGAUUCAUGCAACAUCAACAACCCCAUACAAAAGAUGGACGGUGGUGAUUCAACCUUCCAACUUUCCAAUUCUGGCCUUUUUUACUUCAUAAGUGGCAACCUUAACAACUGUAAAAACGGUCAAAAGCUCAUUGUUCUUGUCAUGGCUGUGAGGCAACCAAUUCCUAAGGCUGCGCCGCCGCCGGCAAGCAUCCUGCCACCGCAGAAGAUUCCGGCAACCGAUUUGACUUCUCCGGCACCGACACCGACGACGGACAAAUCGGGUUCAGGGAGGGUUGGUGUGAGUGUGAGUGUGGGGAUUGUUUUUAUGUUCAUUGCCUUUGUUGGGUUGGUUUAGUGUGUUGGUGUGGCCUAUGGAUGAGGACUUGUGGUUUGAACUGAUGGUAAAAAAAAAAAUAAUGAUUGUUUCCCCCAUGAUUUGUACUUUGUAUUAUAUGGGUGUUUUGAUUUGAACUUUGUUCUUUUUGUUUAGGAUU
This is a messenger RNA of Glycine soja, 787 nucleotides long. Its product is annotated as early nodulin-like protein 2. Gene Ontology annotation, molecular function: electron transfer activity. The record is from RefSeq and is a predicted model, not a curated record. The transcript is spliced from 2 exons. Bases 82 to 648 code for a protein of 188 amino acids. Gene Ontology annotation, cellular component: plasma membrane. NCBI's taxonomy places the organism in Eukaryota, Viridiplantae, Streptophyta, Magnoliopsida, Fabales, Fabaceae.